AUUAUAUUCAAAUUCCCACCAUGGCCACCUCAACUACCACCGCGGCAUCGUGGAGCAGCAAGAACCAAACGCACCUCUUGUUCGACCAUAUUUGGCGUGUCGACUCGGCCAACAAGAAGUUUGGCGAGUGCAAAGACGGCAGUACCGUGGUGAUCUUGCAGCCUGGGCGUAGCCCCGUGAUGCCCUAUAUCCGCAUCCCUGAUGGCAUGUACGCGAUCGUACAACACCACGGCAAGGACGUCGACUACGUCGAUCCCGUAAAUGGUUCGACGAGCCCGAUUUGGCCAGCGGGGUUCCACCGCGCGUCCGUCUUCACAAAAGUGGCGUACCUCGUGACCAAGCAGUAUGUGGUAUUUGACACCCCGGUCAAAGGGUGCAAAACCGCAGACGACGUGACGGUGCAGAUCGACAUGUGCCUUGUGUUCCGCAUCACAGGAGACACCUCCAAGGGCGAAGACCCCAACUUGGUCAAGCGAUUAGUGUACGAAUUGGGGCCCCAGGGCCUGGAAACCCAGCUCCGCGAUGCCCAAGAGGAAGCGGUGCGGGCGCUUGCUCGCAGUGUCCAGCACACGGAGGUGUACUCGCUGCGCGAUGGCACGGUGAAGGAACGGUUCAAGAACGAACUGCAAUUGCGCCCCCCUGCCCCAGUCCCCCCUGUGAACCACGACGACGACGAAGAGAAAGAUGACGCCCCGAUGCUGGACCCUCGCUUUGUGUUGAAGAGUGCCGAGAUGACCGGGGAUGACGGUGUUAACAACAUGUGGCAAGUCCCCCCCGCGGCCAAAGUGAUCUACUGCGUGACCGAAGACAUGAAGAAUAACUUGAACAAACAGUUCAACCCGUACGGUGUCGAAAUCACCAGCGUGGCCAUCACCAACGUGAAACUGCCAGCCAACUUUGAAUCGCAAAUGGAAGAAAAGACCACGUACACGAGCGCAAUCAAAGAGCAAAACAUGAAGCAGCAAAGCGACAUGCAGUUGCUGCAGUACCGCGAAGAGAUUGAUACGACCAAGCUGUCCAAGGCGAUGAUCCGCAUCGAGGAAACCGAAACUGGCAAACAGCACUGUGCCGAAAUCCAAAAGCAAAUCGACAUGAUCUGCGCCGACACGAAGCAAAUUCAAACGAAAAUCAACCAAGACCGACAAGUACGCUGCGGCAAAAUUGUCACCGACGCCCAGCUCGAGAUGGCCAAGCUGCAAGCCGAAACCGAGAUGAUCCAGGCAGAGAUUUACGCGUCGUGCGAGGCCACCAUCACGAAAAUCAAUGCAGAGCUGGACGCCCUGCGACUCAAGAUGGACGCUGACGUAGCUCAAAUCCAAGCCGUGGGGGAAGCUCGUGCCAAGGAAAUCGUGUCGGAGGCACAAGGCAUUGCGUCACUCAAGCUGGAGAAGCAGUGCACGUUUGUCCUCCAAAUGCAGCGGCUCGAUGUGAUGGCGUCGUUGGCUGAUAACGACCAAGUUGUGAUUGCUGGCAACGGGUCCAACAACCUAAUGGCCGAUAUAUUUGUCGCCCAGCAAAAGAGCAACCUACUUCUGAAUAUCAACGGCUUGCAACCGAGUGUAGCCUAGGGUUAUGAGCUAUAACCAGUACAUGUAUUGAAUACUCAACAAUAUUAUUAGUAGUGUACACUAAUAUAUUUC
This is a messenger RNA of Aphanomyces astaci, 1640 nucleotides long. RefSeq lists its product as hypothetical. The record is from RefSeq and is a predicted model, not a curated record. Bases 21 to 1568 code for a protein of 515 amino acids. Lineage: Eukaryota; Oomycota; Saprolegniomycetes; Saprolegniales; Verrucalvaceae. The transcript has a single exon.